AUGAAUAUGGGUAUGAAUGGCAUCGGUCUUGCCAAUGAUGUCAUGCUGAACAAUGGAUUCAAUAAUCUUGCUCAGUCUGGUUCACCAAUUUCUCAGUCUCUUGAUGCUACAAUGUCACCCAGUAUGACAUCUACAUCAAUGUCGGCAAAUGCUAUGAAUCCUGCAGAUUUAAUAACCAACGGAAUAAUUAAUCCUGCAAUGAUGUUGAACAAUGCGCCUGGUUUGAAUAUGAUGGGCAUGUAUGGUGGAAACAAUCCUGGUAAUGAGGAUGCUGGUAACUUGCAGAAUGUAAUGAUGAUGAUGCAACGGUUACAACAGCAACAGCAACAACAACAGCAACAACAAAAAGAAUUUGAAGAAGCGUUUACAAGCCGGUCUUAG
This is a messenger RNA of Phycomyces blakesleeanus NRRL 1555(-), 381 nucleotides long. RefSeq lists its product as hypothetical. NCBI's taxonomy places the organism in Eukaryota, Fungi, Mucoromycota, Mucoromycetes, Mucorales, Phycomycetaceae. The transcript has a single exon. The coding region runs from base 1 to 381 and encodes 126 amino acids. The record is from RefSeq and is a predicted model, not a curated record.